Molecule: messenger RNA, 285 nt
Organism: Strongylus vulgaris
Lineage: Eukaryota; Metazoa; Nematoda; Chromadorea; Rhabditida; Strongylidae
Source: the annotation of a GenBank genome assembly
AUGUCUACUGGUGGACAUUUGGUCUCAAUCCACAGCGAAGAAGAGAACACCUUUAUCUCAAGUACGAGCUUCGCUGAUGACAAAAACGCAGAUUGCUUGCAAUUAACUUGGAUUGGAUUAAAGAAGCCGAAUUAUCCAGCAAAUGCCACUUGGGCUUGGACGGACGGGUCGGCGCUCGAUUAUCUCAAUUGGGCACCUGGAAAGCCUGAAGACAUCACUGAAAACUUCAUGUAUGUUGUUUAUGUUCCAUCCAUUGCUCAACUCUUUAUUGCAGAUGUAUUCUGA